AUGAGUCAUUACAUACGUGUAGAAGUAGUGGCAGGUCCCUGGCUGUGCUUCCUGCUCCUCCUGGGGGUUCCCACUCUGGGGGCCGCUGUUUUCGGGGGGAAGGAGAAUGUGCCAGUGUCAGACCCAGACGUCCAGCAGGCUGCACAAGUAGCCGUAGAGACCUUCAACAACCGCAAUAAUUGCAUGUACUACAGCCGAGUGCUGCAGGUGCUGAGCACCCAGAGACAGGUGAAUCGUGCCUGGGUCAUACUACAUCUGACCAUGGAGCUGGUGGAAACAUUGUGCAGGAAAAACCAGGGUGGAGCCGUGGAUCUCAGCAAGUGCCCCCUGCCGCCCCCACCCCAGCAGAAGAAAGUGUGCUGUGAGUUCCAGAUCUGGUCUCAGCCCUGGAUCGAGAGGACACAGAUAGACUUUCACUGCAAUUCGGGCUGUCACUGAGCCCUGUUCUUGCUAAUGCCAAGAUGUCUGUGAACACAACAUCAGCUCCACAAACAAAGCUUCACAAGAGACAGACUGGCUCCCUCUUGCACUUCUUUUCUCUACUUUCAGCUCCACCUUAUUCCCAGCACGUGGCAGGAGAUCAGUGUCUUGAAUCCAAAUUGGGGCUAGAAAUCAACCAAUUCCUCUGCUUCCCCACUGAUUUCUAAUCCCUGUUUAAUGACAAAACUGAAGCCUCUGGGCUCUUUCUGUUACUGCUGGGUCUUGGACCUGCUUCACUAGCAGCA
This is a messenger RNA of Dermochelys coriacea (leatherback sea turtle), 725 nucleotides long. Its product is annotated as cystatin-like. Gene Ontology annotation, molecular function: cysteine-type endopeptidase inhibitor activity. Gene Ontology annotation, cellular component: extracellular exosome. The record is from RefSeq and is a predicted model, not a curated record. Lineage: Eukaryota; Metazoa; Chordata; Testudines; Dermochelyidae.